Molecule: messenger RNA, 3510 nt
Organism: Acanthochromis polyacanthus (spiny chromis)
Lineage: Eukaryota; Metazoa; Chordata; Actinopteri; Pomacentridae
Gene: pglyrp5
Product: peptidoglycan recognition protein 5
Exons: 4
Coding region: 2553-3053 (166 amino acids)
Biological process (GO): peptidoglycan catabolic process; innate immune response
Molecular function (GO): N-acetylmuramoyl-L-alanine amidase activity; peptidoglycan binding; zinc ion binding
Source: RefSeq, a predicted model, not a curated record
UGUCCACCCCACAGAUAUAUCUGUCACCUGCAAAUGAUUUAGUAAUGCUCCAGAAUGAUGUGGAAUUUACACAAGAGGGAAAAAAAUGACUAAGAGAAACAUCUGACUGGAAUAUCCACAUUGCUUGGGUAUAUUUUCAGAAGGAUGUUUGUCACAGCAACAGCCAAUGACAAGGCAGUGUUGUCUGAUAGUGAAAUCAGAGAGCUACUGGAAGUUGCACAUACAUGAGAAUUUUUUUUUUUAUCGUAAAGCUAACAUUUGGGCUGAGUAAUGCAUAAAUAUAGCAUCAGAAUACAAUCCUAAUAUGAAGAGAAAUGGUUAUGUAAGAGUUAUAUGCACUUAAAUCAACUCGAGAAGUUUCCUGAAUAUAUUUGUAUUUUGCCUAAUAACUGUUAUAUCACUAAAUCUGCACAGGGCUUUAUGUUGCAGUCUGAAAGCUCUUCUUUUCCUUACUACCAUGGAUAUUUUAGUGAAGAAACAGGGAAGAAAUCCAUCUCCCUUAAGGUCACUGGUUAAACCCCUACACAUUUGUCUUGUACAUAUUCAGUCCAUGAACAUAGUCCCUGCUUUAAAAUGGCACAGCUGUAACUCAGCAUUGUUGCCUCCUCCAGAUCCAGAAUGCAUAGAUCUAUGAGGACCCUGCCUAUGUUUCCGCUCAACCCUCCUGACUCACUGCAACUUAACCACUCCAGCUCACCUGUGACUCUGCUCAAACACUGUAAAACUACUCUGUGCUCUACAAUGGCAAGUUAUAAUAUUGUAGUUACACCUGAAGUCUGAAUCUGUGUUUCUGAGGCUGACUUUAGUACGCUGCCGUUUGAAGGCAGAAAUGCCCUGCCAUGGUGCUGUUAGCUUAUUGCACUCAUAAUGUUUACUAGCACUCAGAGAACAUCAUAUGGACGUGUUAACAGGGUGAAAAACAUGAUUUUCAUCAGUGGGAGUCUUUAUUCUAAAUUAAACAUUCCUCAAUACUCCUUGCUUUCACAAUAACUGACACAAGACUACACAAGCAGAAAUAAUCCUCUAGUUUCACAAAAACACGUGACCCUAGUAACCAAGCAAUGGUGAUAAGCAGAACCCACCCUCUGGACACAAUAUUCUUCCUUCUUUGUGCAUUUUUUUCCGCAUUUAUAGUAGAACUCCCCAAAACCAGCCAACAGACUUUGAUGUGUAAAAUCAGUGAAUCACUGUAUUGGGAAACUGAUGAUGACUCAGUCAGAUGAUUCAUUCGACUGUAAAUAAGUUAACUAAGAAGGACAUGAUGAUAUCUUUUGUGGCUAAACCGCUGUACCCAGAUUAUCAUCACAUCUCACUCUAAAAUGCAAUUUUGCACAGUUAUUUGUCUUUCUUGAAAGACAAAUAAAUGAAAGACACUUGUUAGUGUGUCAAACUGACUGCUUUUGUGGGUAAAAAAAAAAAAGUAAGUUUGUUGAUGACACAGAUACUGUAUCUGUGUAAGUCAAAUAUAUACAGAAAAAUCUAUCUUUAUGUUACGUUUAAAGCACUCUACAGUCCUUCUGGAAUGCAACUUAUUGUGAAAUGAGUUAUUUGCAGUUUGGUGUAGUUUCUAAACUGUUGUUUCCAGCAUUUUACUUCCUAGCUGUGGCCACACUGAUGCCAUGGUUUUCCAGUCCCACACUAUGAAUGCUGACGUCACGAUAUAGGUCAUGUAACUUUAUAUAUUUUAUCUAAGAUGCUCUCUCUGUUCUGCUUCUUGUCUUUUUACUCAUUAUUGAACAUUAACAGACCUGUGUAACUUUUUACUUUUACCCAGUCUCAUUCUACCACAGCAGUAGCACUUUGGCAAACUCUCUAUGAGGCCCAAGCACAAAAUACAGGCACAAAAUCACAACUAUCAUCUCUGCACAACAGAUAAUAUCAAAUCUCUUUGUCUCAUUGCAGACACAGAUGGACACAUAGUCUUCUGAUAAUGAUUUAAAGGCUUUAUAUUUGCAUUUACAGUUUUUCUGUUAGAAGAAUGUAUGCUGCAGCUUUUUAAUUCUGCUAUUCCGAUCAGAAAAACAAAUUAGUAGAUGGUAGUAGAUGUGCUGAAACGAGCAGACAUUAUUCACUUGGCCCCUCAGUUUUCAGACAGUUUAUUCAUAUGAAGGUGAUACCGCUUGUUGCCUAGUUUCCUCCUACUGGAAAAGUAUCCGCUUGAUAUCACAAAACGGGCACUACUGAUUUCCUCUUUGACCUCCCGCAACUUUAACAUCAUUUUGAAGUAGUCAUGCCUGAUCUGUGUGAAAGAAACUGCCACUGCUUUCCUGUACGCAAUUUUCUGGCAAUAUUUGUAUCCACUUCCUCCUUUUUCAGACAUGUAUAUUCCAAACUGUGGGUUGGGCAAUUUUAUACAGUUACAUAGCAAACAAGUAGAGCUGGAAAUUGCUUGUGUGGUAAUUGGGGUGACAUCCCAUCACAUGCGAACAACAAAGAACGAGGAAGGUGUUCUUCCCGUGACCACACCUCCCAAAGCGGGCCGCUGAUAAAGGACCUGCACAGUCUGCUGCAGGUCAGUCAUCACAGCCAGCAACCUGUGUGAGAGUGGAGUUAUGGACUUGAAAGUGAAGGUUGUUUCAAGGCAGCAGUGGGGAGCAGCUGAACCCAAAGACAAGGAGAAUUUAACAAGUCCAGCUGGGAAAAUUGUGAUUCACCACACUGCCCUGCCGAGCUGCACAGGCCUGGACGAGUGUAAGGCCCGCGUCGCCAGCAUUCAGAGAGAGCAUAUGAGCAAAAAAGGCUUCGAUGAUAUUGGAUAUAAUUUUCUGGUCGGAGGAGAUGGCACUGUGUAUGAAGGCCGUGGCUGGGGCGUGGUAGGAGCACACGCCAGAGGCCACAACCAUGACUCACUGGGGAUCGCCUUCAUGGGCAAUUUCAACAAUGAGGCUCCAAGCAAAGAGGCAAUAAAGUCUGUCAAAGAGCUGCUGCAGGCUGGGGUUUCUGAGGCCUUCAUAGCACCAGGCUUUGGCCUGUUUGGGCACAGAGAUCUCGGAUCGACAGAAUGUCCAGGAGAAAAGCUUUACGCUGCGAUUCCACAACUAAAGGGAACAUGACACUCAUAGCAGAUUUCUCAGAAUAGUGUAAAAGGGAAAUUCUUUCUCUGCUUUCAUUUGUGCACAAAUCUUCACCAGCACCUUCUUCGUCCUAGGUAUGGAAUAAACAGGGUGAUAGGGUAUAGAAGCUUUAUAGAUUAAACACUAACUGUCCAAUUUCUUUUUUGUAUAUAUAUUUUUAGCGUGUAUUUCUUCUUUUGUGCUCGCAGCCUGUCAGAAGUUUCUCUUACAGCAGAGGGAGCCAUCAGAUGGAAUGAGGUCGAUAGAUUCAGCAAUCUGUUAGUGCAAAAUGCAAAGUUUACACACUGACACUGUAACACUAAAACCCAUAGGUUGUGUUAAAGUAUCUGUUACUUAUUAUUUGACUGAAUUUAAAAGUGAAAUAUUAUAAGAGUGAAUUACAUUUUACUGAACAAAACUUGGUUUGUGGUGAAAAUAAACACUCCCAUGAAUUUAA